AUGGAGAAAUACGAGGUGCUGGAGCAGCUUCAGCCUGGGGCCUUGGGCACUGUGCUGGUAGCUGCAUUGAAAACAGCAGGGGAUGUGGAGAAGAAAUACAUAAUCAAGCAGGUUGAAUGCAUCGAAGAGCAGCAGGCAAAUGAAGCCUUGGAGGAGGCAAUGGAUCUGCUGCAACUUCAGCAUCCAAACAUCUGUGCUUACAAAGAGCUGUUUGUGACUUGGGAUAAUGAGAUAUCAUCUGUGUUCCUUUGCCUGGUAAUGCAGCACUCAGGCCAAGGAGAUCUUUCAGCUGUAAUCAAGGAAAAAAGGCAGAAGGCAGAAAAAAUCCCAGAGAUGGUGGUCCUGAAGUUCCUGGGACAGAUGGUGGAUGCUCUGUUUUAUAUACACAAACAGAGUAUUCUCCACAGAAAUCUCAAGCCAUCCAACAUCCUUGUGACUGGGGAAGCAUCCUUCAUGCUCAGUGACUUCAGCACAGAAACACUGAUGAGAGAUGAGAUGAAAUGGAAGAGAAGAGUGGAAGCAAGUAGCAAGGCCUGGAUGGCUCCAGAAGCAUCUGUGUUUUCUUUUACUGAGAAAUCUGACAUCUGGUCCCUAGGCUGUGUUCUGCUUGACAUGCUGACCUGCUCUCUUCUGGAUGCUGAAGAGAUAACCUCACUGCUGCAGGCUAUCAGAGAGGGUCCUGGCCAGCUUGAGGGAGUUCUGGCACUGCUACAGAAUGGAGACAGCAGCUCCUUGCCUUUACUGCCAGCUCUGUGCUCGAUGCUGCAGGUGGAGCCCAGCAUGAGACCCACAGCAGAGGAGCUGACUGAUGUCCCAUUCAUUGGGAAAUGCUUGGCUGCUGCUGAGGCCUCUGCAGUGAAACUGAAGAAGACUUUGCCUCCCACAGUCAUUGAUGUGCUCCUUGAGGGAGGAAUUGCCAGUGUUGUAGAGUUCAUGCAGGCUUUCCAGGAUGUAGAAGCAGCACAGGCUAGAGCCCUGCAGCGCCUGGCCAGCCUUGUCAGAGAGGAAAGUGCCUUCCCCUAUCUGCUGACACUGACAGAACUCAUCACUUGUGCUAUGAGGACUCACCUGGGCUCUCUGCAGCUACAAGCAGAUGGCUGCAGGUUGCUGCUUGAAAUCUUUAGUCAAGCUCUGGAGCAGGAUGUGGUGAUGCCCCUGGGUGAGGCUGUGAUCAGCUCUCUGGUAGAGACCAUGAGGAAGCACUCUGAAAAUGAAGAGCUGAUUUCCUUGGCCUCCAGGCUGUUGAUGAUGAUGGCAACCAGUGAUCUUGCUGCAGAGAAUCUCUGGAAAGUUGGAGUCAUCCCAGACCUUCUGUCAGCUGUAAGGACUUUCCUUCCCAACCAGGAGAUUUGCCUCUCCUGCUGUGGGGUUCUCUGGAGCCUGGCUGUGAGUGAGAACACAGAGCAAACCCUGCUGAAAGGUGCUGUCCCUGUGACCUCUGCAGUCCUGCAAGAGCACCUCCAGGAUGGAGCAGUUGCUGAGACUGCUUGCUCUGCCCUGUGGGCAUUGUCACUCCAAGGUUGCCUUAGUGAAGAUGAAUUUGAGCCCCUGACUGUGCUGCUGCUGGAUGCCCUCAGGGAGCACUCAGGGAGAGCAGUGCUGGUGAAGAGUGUCUGCCUGGCCUUGGCAAGCCUUCUGAGGCUCUCUGAGAUAGCAGCCUUGAGGCUGGUAACUGAUCCUGGAGGCAGUGGAAUACACCUGCUCAAAGCCACCUCCCACCUCCACUUCCAUGAUCCACAAGUGGUGGGAAGCAUCUGCAUGCUGAUGAAGGAGAUGGUUCAGUAUGAUGAGGUUCUGCUGGAGAUGCUAGCCCUGAACAUGGAAGAACUGCUGUCUGACAUCCAAAGCCACUUUGCUUCCAGCAAGGAGAUAAGGACCCUUGUGGAUGCAACACUUCUGAAGCUGCAGAAGUAAAAUGGAAACCCUUUUUGUCCAGGAACAAGACUUGUCUCCUCCUGGUUCAGAGAGGGAAGUUUGGAGCCCCCAGAGAUGUUGUCAAAAGGUUCUUCUCCUCAGAAGGAUGCCCAUGAGGCCAUGAGUCAUGGAUAAACUGUUCUAGGUUGUGUUUGGUUUGGGUACCACAGCAGAGACUAACAGCAACAGUGAAGAACUUGCCUUAAC
Molecule: messenger RNA, 2121 nt
Organism: Dryobates pubescens (Downy woodpecker)
Lineage: Eukaryota; Metazoa; Chordata; Aves; Piciformes; Picidae
Gene: STKLD1
Product: serine/threonine kinase like domain containing 1
Exons: 19
Coding region: 1-1914 (637 amino acids)
Biological process (GO): protein phosphorylation
Molecular function (GO): protein serine/threonine kinase activity; ATP binding
Source: RefSeq, a predicted model, not a curated record